UUAUUUUUAUUUUCAGAACGGACACUCUUGAAAGAUCCUGAUACGAAGAAAGUCGGAGAAGAAGAGUGUGUGAUCUACUGUGUGUCAGGCUCACUGUACUUAAACUACUCCGCCAGUUUGGGUACAGAUCCAACUCUCAAUCUCGCAUUUCUCGUCUGACUGCGGGGAUCCUUAAACCCGAUUACUCAUCGGACCGGUUCGCUGCUACUCCGAUCAGAAAGUCGGCGGAAUAUGAAUUUCUUGAUGCUGCGGUCAAAUAAUCAGACUGCAGCCGAGCUGCAGUCUGGUAAAGAGAAUCGAGUAGGGGAAAAUGAUGUGUCGAAAGCUGCUACCACUUUACAGGGUUUAAUCGGUGAAGAUGUAUUUCCGCAAAGUAAGCCUUCAGAAACAUCCAAUGCAGAGAGUGACGUAUUUGGGGAUGAGAAUGGCAGGCCUGCAGUUUCAAAUGGAAAAACUCACUCUCAAGUUGAUAGCCAUAUAGAUGUCGCUGAAGAUGAGGGGCUGAUAAUUAUUCCAAAGAAAGAAGUUCCGGACAGUUGGACAGAGGCACCAGAUAUUCUUUCACUUCAUUCUCUGGACCGCAGCUUUGUUUUUCCUGGUGAACAAAUCCGAAUUCUUGCAUGCCUGUCUGCUUAUAAGCAGGAUAUAGAAAUAAUUACACCAUUUAAAGUUGCUGCUGUCAUGAAUAAAAAUGGGAUUGGAGAAAGCUUGAAGAAACAAAAUGGUAACAUUGGAGGAGAAACACAUGCCGCCUCUCCGACAGUAGGUGCAGGUUCUGAUGAUCAAGAUAAUCAACCUGGUGAAAUUGUGAUGAAAGAGAAAAUUGAUUCAAAUAAGGAUGUUUCAACUGGUGCAUCUCUCCUAAGGAUGGAAGAUCACGAAAGACAGACCAAACAAUUGUUGCAAAGAUUUAAAAAUUCUCAUUUCUUUGCUCGAAUUGCGGAAUCAAACGAACCACUUUGGUCUAAAAGAAGAUCGCAAGAAGAGUUUCAUAGAUCUUCUGAAGAACAAGUGACAGGAGAUUCUUCAGAAACUGAAAUGGCCAUGAAAAAGAAGAAUCCUAUGAGUGCUGCAAUUGACAAAGGGGAAUUUGAUGCCCGCACUUCUGGGGGACUGGCAAGAGGUGCUGUCAAGUGCUGCUCCCUUACAAAUGGAGACAUAGUGGUUCUUUUACAGGUAAAUGUUGGUGUUCAGUUUGUUAGGGAUCCCAUCCUUGAAAUUCUUCAAUUUGAGAAGUAUGAAGAAAGAAAUCCGAUCCUGGAGAAAGACAACAUCUCCACAUCUUUGAAUCAAGAUCCUUAUGGCGAAUUAUUGAAAUGGUUGCUUCCUUUGGAUAAUUAUAGUCCUCCUCCAGCUCGUCUUUUAACUCCUCCUACAUUGAGUUCCAGUUCAAGUAUUCGUAGCACCUCUACGAAACCCACAGUAUCUGGGUCGUCAAGUUCUCAGAUUUUCUCUUUUGGUCAUUUUAGAAGUUAUUCUAUGUCCUCACUUCCACCAAAUACACCACCACCCCCAGCCGUCACACCUCCCACUGCUGAACCUAUCUCUGACCCAGAAGAUCGAAAUCAAUUUUCAUUCAAGAAGUUUGUGGAGUGUGAAAAAGGUGUAAAUGAAGGACUGUUAUCUUUCCGUGCUGUGCCAUUGCAAGAAGAGAGGUUUUCUGUUAGGUGUGGUUUGGAAGGAAUUUUUACACCUGGAAGAAGGUGGAGGAGAAAAAUAGAAUUAAUUCAACCUGUAGAAAUUCGUUCCUAUUCUGUUAAUUGCAACACUGACGAUCUUCUUUGCGUCCAUGUAAAGAAUGUUUCCCCUGCACAUGUACCAGAAAUUGUGGUGUUUAUAGAUGCCUUAACAAUAGUUUUUGAAGAGGCAUCAAAAGGUGGACCGCCAUUAUUUUUACCGAUUGCUUGUAUUGAAUCUGGGAAUGACUACAGUUUACCAAAUUUAGCACUCAGGCCAGGUGAAGAACAUUCUUUCAUCCUCAAACCGGCAACUACAUUCUGGAAGCAGUCCAAGGCUCACCAUGACAGUAAUCAACGACCAUCACGCUUGCCAGCUGGCAAUUCUGCAUCCAGCUGGAAUCAGUCCUCCAAUAUCGAAAUGAAACACAGUGGAUCACCUGCCGAUCAAUAUGCAGUUCUUGUAUCAUGUCGAUGCAAUUAUACUGAAUCAAAGCUGUUCUUUAAGCAGCCAACAAGCUGGAGACCUCGUAUUUCACGGGAUCUUAUGAUCUCUGUGGCAUCUGAAAUGUCCAGACAAACUCAUAGAUCUGAUGGCACUGACCUUCCGGUUCAGGUUUUAACUCUUCAAGCAUCAAAUAUGACCUCCGAAAAUCUGACGUUAACAGUUCUUGCCCCAGCUUCAUUUACUUCUCCUCCUUCUGUAGUACCUUUAAGUAGUUCCCCAUCCUCACCUUCGAGUCCUUCAUCUUCUGCCGAGUUAGCUGAGGGAGUAAAUAGUGAUAGGCAAGGAGCUGUUUUGCAUGGACUGAGCCCAAUGGCCCUGGAUCAAGGAUUUAAAGUUGAAGAUGGGUCCACUAAUGACCGAACCAUGGCUGAUGUGGUUCCGAACAGUGAUCUGGGUUGCACCCAUUUAUGGUUACAGAGUAGAGUUCCACUAGGAUGUGUCCCUUCUCAAUCUACAGCAACUGUCAAGCUUGAAGUGCUUCCAUUGACUGAUGGCAUAAUCACUCUUGAUUCUCUGCAAAUAGAGGUUAAGGAGAAAGGUCUUAUUUAUAUACCCGAGCAAUCACUGAAGAUAACUGCAACUUCGAGCAUUUCCACUGGCAUUGUCUGAGGCGGUACUUUCAAGUACAAGUUGUUGAUUUCAUUGCGGUUCUGGGCAAGAUUUGUGAGUUGGCUCUUCCAUGUUUCUCUAUCCAAACGAGCUAUGCAAGUUGGUGAUGAUCCAAUAUCAAGAGUUUAACGCGCACCUGCUUAUUAAUUGAUUUGAAACUCAAUAGAUCCAGAAUCUGAGGUAAAAGACUAAGAGUACAGAGUGAAAACUAUCGUCCGUCCGUUUCAAUGGCAGACUGAUGUGAAAGACGAACUUUCAAAUCGGGUUUUAAUUUGUUGUUAAAAGUAGUUCUGUUCAAUCGCUGUGAACUGUGUAAGCAUACUAUGUAUAUGAUUCUUGCAAUACUUACCAUCAUGAAUUAUCCUACAUGAUAGACAAAACGAAUCUCGGUUAGUCUUCAGCUACAAUGUCCGAUUUCUUUUUUCCUUUUUGGCUUCAUUUCGCCAGAGGCACAGAAAAUACACUUUGUGGAAGUUGCUUCACCAGAUUUUGCUCAUGAAAUUGCUAUGUAUUCACA
Erythranthe guttata (spotted monkey flower) is the source of this 3310-nucleotide messenger RNA. Its product is annotated as heat-inducible transcription repressor. The record is from RefSeq and is a predicted model, not a curated record. Lineage: Eukaryota; Viridiplantae; Streptophyta; Magnoliopsida; Lamiales; Phrymaceae.